Molecule: messenger RNA, 1236 nt
Organism: Aureobasidium melanogenum CBS 110374
Lineage: Eukaryota; Fungi; Ascomycota; Dothideomycetes; Dothideales; Saccotheciaceae
Exons: 2
Coding region: 1-1236 (411 amino acids)
Biological process (GO): sphingolipid biosynthetic process; inositol phosphoceramide metabolic process
Cellular component (GO): inositol phosphoceramide synthase complex
Molecular function (GO): inositol phosphoceramide synthase activity
Source: RefSeq, a predicted model, not a curated record
AUGGACACCACGACCGCAAAUCUGACGAUGACGACUGAGCCUCCAUGGAGUAGCACUCCAGCAUGGAAGUUGCCUGGCUGGGCUGAGCCGUUGAUGGUUGUAGCAAUCCUCUUCAGCGCCAUGAUCAUGACAAGAAAGAAGAGAUUCCGAGUAUUUGGACGAAAGCCUAGGAUUUACAAGUCAGUUCUGGACGGCGAGGACGCUGCUCGCUCAACAGACGAGCUUCUGGUUCACGAGGAACGCAAUGAGAUCGACACACAAAAUCCCAUGGCUGCAACCAAGUACUCGCCCAAGACGCGCAGAUUGCUCGGUCUCACUUUCAGAACACCCAACACCUCGAGGUUCAAGAACAACGUCCACAGUCGAGUGCUACAGCGCUUUCCCUUCCUGUUGGAGAUGUUCUACUGGGUCAUCAAUUACGCCUUCUACCGUAUGACAGCCAUUCUGUCACAGAGAAUCUUCGCUGGCAAAGGCAUUUGGACAGUAGCUGAGAACCAUGGGCUUGCUAUCUUGAAGUUUGAGCAACAUGGAUUUCUCAGCUUUCUGUUUCCUUAUGAGCUGAAUGUGCAACAGUGGUUCAUGCAGAACCACCAGGAUGCAUUAAGUUUGUUGAACAAGGUGUACGCAUUGAUACACAUACCUGGUACGGUUGGCUUCAUCGCAUGGUAUUACUACGUUGCGCCGUCGCAUUCCGUCUUCGCGACAGUGCGCCGGACCAUGAAUCUGACCAACUUCAUGGCUUUCACAACGUACAUCUUCUAUCCCUGCAUGCCCCCGAGGCUGUUACCAAAGGAGUAUGGCUUCUUGGAUACAGUCAGACAUGAUGAUGCGCAGUCAGUGUGGAUGAGCGGCAAAUAUGUGAACAGCCUCGCAGCCAUGCCGAGUAUGCACUUUGGAUAUGCAUUCUGCGUCGGGUGCACCAUGAUAUACCAUUCAGGGGUGUUCCGCAGAAAGCUAGAGCAUGGCGAGAUGAGCAAGGGUUGGGCAUGGGAGUUGUUCUACCUCAUUCUUGGAGUUGGAUACCCGAUGUUGAUCUUGACGGCCGUCAUAGCGACAGCUAAUCACUACUUCCUGGAUGCUUUGGUGGCGACGGGGUACGUGUUGGCUGCCUUCAUGAGCAACAGAGUGUUUUGCGUGUUCGUCCCUCUGGAGGAUUGGUUGUUCUGGACCAUUCGCGCGGAGAGGCCUGUUCCCAGUACGGGUGAGAGGUUCAAAGAAGUAGAUUAUCGCUUGUAA